AUUUUUUUCAAAAAAAGUCUCUCCGAAUUUAAUUAACAGUGACGUCGGUUUUUUUUUAUUUCCCUUCCGAAAACAACCUGCCCUGGACUGGCCAGUGAGUUCGGCAAAGAGGCAAGGUUCUAAUCUCUCCCUUCGCACCAUCUCCAUCCUCCUUCUUCUACCAUGGCCUCUCUUGCUACCAAGCUGGCUUCGGCCUCGCUUAACCGCUCUUCUGUCACUCUCCCCGCCACCGCCGCCGGUGUCCGCGCGGUUCUCAAUCGAUCUGCCCACUACUCCACCGAUGAUGUCCACCACGGAUACGAACACGGUCACCGCGACACUCCCACCUUCCCCUCACUCCCCAAACUGAAGACCGCCUCCAUCAACAACAACCGCACCUUCGUUACUGUUCCCGCUGGUAUUUCCCAGCAGAAGCGCUUCAAUCACACCUCUGCUCGCGACACGACCGACAUUCCCGAUUUUAGCAAGUACAAGAGUGGAUCGGGCGACACCUCCAACCGCGCCUUCUCCUACUUCAUGGUCGGCACCACUGGCGCCUUGUCCGUUAUGGGAGCCAAGACGACCGUUGCUGACUUUUUGGCCAACAUGUCUGCAUCAGCCGAUGUCUUGGCCUUGGCCAAGGUCGAAGUUGACCUCAGCACCAUCCCUGAGGGACGCAAUGUCACCAUCAAGUGGCGUGGAAAGCCCGUCUUCAUCAGACAUCGCACUCAGGACGAGAUCGAAGAAGCCAAUGCUAUCAACAUCGCUGAGCUCCGUGAUCCCCAGAACGAUGCCGACCGUGUCCAGAAGCCCGAGUGGUUGGUCAUGCUAGGUGUCUGCACUCACUUGGGAUGUGUCCCAAUUGGCGAGGCAGGUGAUUAUGGCGGAUGGUACUGCCCCUGCCACGGAUCUCAUUAUGAUAUCUCUGGUCGUAUUCGCAAGGGACCCGCGCCAUUGAACCUUGAGAUCCCUGCCUACUCGUUCGAGGAGGGCAACAAGGUUAUUAUCGGUUAAAUAGAGGAGAAAGAAUUUUUCAGCACAUACAUAGGCAUCGGACGAGAUCAGCAGAAAAAAAAAAGAAAUUGUAAUGAAGACUGGGGUUUUUUCCACUUUAAA
Molecule: messenger RNA, 1095 nt
Organism: Gamsiella multidivaricata
Lineage: Eukaryota; Fungi; Mortierellomycota; Mortierellomycetes; Mortierellales; Mortierellaceae
Product: Rieske [2Fe-2S] iron-sulfur domain-containing protein
Exons: 2
Coding region: 163-993 (276 amino acids)
Biological process (GO): mitochondrial electron transport, ubiquinol to cytochrome c
Cellular component (GO): membrane
Molecular function (GO): quinol-cytochrome-c reductase activity; 2 iron, 2 sulfur cluster binding
Source: RefSeq, a predicted model, not a curated record